Molecule: messenger RNA, 5601 nt
Organism: Misgurnus anguillicaudatus (oriental weatherfish)
Lineage: Eukaryota; Metazoa; Chordata; Actinopteri; Cypriniformes; Cobitidae
Gene: tbc1d4
Product: TBC1 domain family, member 4
Source: RefSeq, a predicted model, not a curated record
AUGGAGGGUAAUAAUGAUCAUAAUCCAAAAGCAGAGAAGAGAUUUGCGCUCUGGUACAUGGGCUGGUCUGCUCUGGACCGGAGGACCACGUUGCCCAUGUUGCCGUGGCUGGUGGCGGAGAUCCGAAGGAAAAGUGAAAAAAACGAGUCUGGUCCUGCACAGGCCAGGGAAGUUCAGCUGCUCCUUUCACCUCCUCUGAUCCGAUGUGUGCCCGCAAACAGCAGCAACCCGUCCGUCUUCAUAUUCGAGCAUAAAGCACAGUUUAUUUCCAGGUUUAUCCACAACAGUCAUGAUUUAUCUUAUUUUGCCUACCUGAUCAGAAGUCAACCCGACAACCCCGAGUCUGACAUGGCAUGCCAUGUGUUCAAGGCGUGUGAUCCAAACCAGGUCCCUGAGGUUAUUAGUGGCAUCAGACAGGUGUCCAAAACCGCUCUUAAAGAGGAAAGCAAGCCCAAACAAGAGAAUGAUGAGUCCUUCUACAACUCCCAAAAGUUUGAAGUGCUCUACUGUGGAAAUGUAACGGUCAACCAAAAAAAAGCCCCUUCCACUCUCAUCGACGAUUGCAUCGACAAAUUUCGUCAGCAUGGGAUCGAACGCAAGAGACUUAUCAACGGACGGCGCGGCUCUACUGAAGCCCCCGUGGAGUUCAUUAUGGGAGAAGACCCUCUAAGUGCCUCCCUUUGUGAAGUUGAGGAACCUGAGGCCGAAUUGGAGCCUAGCUCGAUUGAUGAGGAGCUGUCGGAGGUGGGCAAUGAGAAACCGGAAUUGCUAAGUGGUCACAGCGCGGGUAACCUGCGAGGAAUUUUUCCCGAAUGCAUCCUAGAGGACUCUGGGUUUGGGGAGCAGCAGGAAUUUCGGACACGCUGUAGCAGCCUAGCCGGUAACCUGCAGAAGAGACCCAGAGAGACUGGCAAGGGGUCGACACGUAGGAGACAUGCCAGCGCACCCAAUAACGUGCAGCCAUCAGACGCUGAUAAGAAUCGUACAAUGCUGUUCCAGGUGGGACGGUUCGAGGUGAACCUCAUCAGCCCCGAUACCAAAUCUGUGGUUCUGGAGAAGAAUUUCAAAGAUAUCUCAUCCUGUUUACAGGGGGUUAAACAGACGGAUCACUUUGGCUUUAUUGGUCGGGAUGUAUUGGAGUCUGGCGCAAGUCAGUACGUGUGUUACGUGUUUCAGUGCGCAAACGAAUCUCUGGUGGAUGAAGUAAUGCUCACCAUGAAACAAGCUUUUUCCACGGCAGCAGCCCUACAAAGCUCCAAGACCCAAAUCAAACUGUGUGAGGCUUGUCCAAUGCACGAUCUGCACAAACUCUGUGAGAGAAUUGAAGGUUUGUAUCCUCCCAGAGCAAAACUAGCCAUUCAGAAGUACCUGUCCGAACUGAGCGACGGCGAACAGGUCAAUGUUUUUGAGCGGGUGCAGAAAAUGAAACCAUCUUCGGACCAGGAGGAAAACGAGCUCAUGAUUCUUCACCUCAGACAGUUGUGUGAGACCAAGCAGAAGUCUCAUGUUCAUAUUGGAGAGGCUUCUCAGAACGCUUCUUCCAACAACACAACCUUUGAUAACUCCAGUGCAGGACGCAAUAAACUGGAUGUGUUGAAGAACAAAGCCCGGACUUCACUGACAAGCUCCCUGGAGAACAUCAUCUCACGGGGGGCCAGCCGUAUGCGGAUGCGUCUUGGAAGCAUGGGAAGUUUUGACCGCGGUGACUCUCCUGGUGACUCUCCACCUGGCACUCCACCCGGUUACCUUGACGACUAUCCAGAUGCCCCGCAGUUCCGUCGGCGGGCGCACACUUUCAGCCACCCACCUAUUAAAAAGAGGAUCUCCUUCCCUGACGUUUCUUCCCAGACCUAUACUAAGGCUCCGCUGCGCAGGCAGCAGUCUUUGGGCCCGGAGCUGUUGCAGAGCAGUCCGGUUGGUAUCUCAAGAGUGCGCAGUGUUUCUGAAAGUGAGUCACCCUUCAGCCUCCACACCCCCACUUUCCUGAAAACCUUUUACCAGGGCUCCCUCGGCUCAUUGGCCUCCCUGUCGGACAACGGGAGUCUUAAGAGUGCUAAUGGAGAGGGUAGGAAGAGAUCUCUGUCAGGCUGUAGCACCGAUUCUUUGACUUUGGUGCCUCCACGGAGAGUUUCUUGGCGUCAGAAGAUUUUCCUAAGGGUAGCAUCACCAAUGAACAAACCCUCAACAACUAUGCAGAAUAUGGAUCACAUGGAUGGCCGGGAGCUACUGCCCCUCUCUCCUCGGUCCCUGGCCCAAGCUCAGGACCCUCGGCUCAGUCUCCUGUCCACAGAGCAGGGUGGCCAUAAAGGCCCCAGUGACUACAGGGCCCUGUGGAAGAAAGCCAUCCACCAACAGAUUCUGCUCAUCCGCAUGGAAAAGGAGAACCAGCGCCUGGAAGCCAGCCGUGAUGAACUGCACAUUCGUAAGAUGAAGCUGGACUACAAGGAAAUUUGUCAGUGCUCCAAAGAGGUUCAGGCCCUGUGGGACAGGAAGCUGAGCAGUCCCUGUCGAACUAAAGUACAGUGGGACAAGGAGGAGAUCCACAGCGCUGUCUGUCAGGGGGUCCCUAAAAGCCGGCGGGGUGAAGCGUGGCUCCUGCUCUCCCAGCAGCAUCGCCUGCGUCACCGUCUGCCACAACGCCAGCAGCCUCCAGAUACAUCUUAUCAGGAUCUUCUCAAGCAGCUCACAGCACAGCAACACGCCAUCCUAGUUGACCUAGGCCGGACGUUCCCAACACACCAGUAUUUUAGCGCUCAGCUGGGUGCCGGGCAGCUCUCUCUGUAUAAUCUCCUGAAGGCUUACUCCCUGUUGGACACGGAGGUGGGAUACUGCCAGGGAAUCAGUUUUGUGGCCGGUUUGCUCUUAUUGCAUAUGAGCGAGGAGCAGGCUUUCGACACCCUCAAGUUCCUCAUGUACGACCUGGGGAUCCGAAGGCAAUAUCGCCCGGACAUGAUCUCUCUUCAGAUUCAGAUGUACCAGCUGUCCCGAUUACUGCACGACUAUCAUCGUAACCUGUACACUCACCUGGAGGAGCAGGAGAUCUGUCCCAGCCUGUACGCCGCGCCCUGGUUCCUCACUCUCUUCGCCUCUCAGUUCCCGCUCGGCUUUGUUGCCCGUAUAUUUGAUCUACUGUUUGUCCAAGGCACAGAGGUGAUUUUUAAGGUGGCCCUUUGUUUGCUGAGCAGUCACGAGGGAGAGAUACUGGAGUGUGACGGUUUUGAAAGUAUUGUUGACUACCUUAAAUCCACCAUUCCCACCCUUACUCAAAGCCAAAUGGAAGAGACAAUCACCAAGGCAAUCGAGAUGGACAUCUCCAAGCAGCUGCAUGCAUAUGAGGUGGAGUACCACGUUCUGCAGGAUGAGCUGUCAGAUGCUCCUCCACCAUCAGAAGACUCUGAUAGACUGGAUAAACUAGAGAAAGCCAAUGUCCAGCUCAAGAAACAAAAUAUGGACCUACUGGAAAAACUGCAGGCGGCUCGACAAAAGAUCCAGACUUUGGAGAGCAGCAUGGAAAGCUUCCUGUCACGAGAGAGCAAGAUGAAGCACAUGAUCCGUUCUCUGGAACAAGAGAAGGCCUCAUAUCAGAAGACCAUUGAGCGGAUGCGUAGCAGUCUACCCCCAGAAGCCAUGACUGAAGUGGAGAUGACACAACUCAAGUCCAGCACCAAUGGAAAAGCUAAAGCGGCCGCUAAAAAGCCUUGAAUUGGCCACAUGUGAUAAAGCACAUCAAAUAUGGUCGGUUUUGGAGAGAUCGAGUCAACAGCUUUAUGUAUGUGCUGUCGCCUCUUCCGCUUCACUACAUGUACUGUACGCAGACCAGACGCGGAGCGUUAAGCAUCAGCGUUCCCGAAUAAGAACAUCUGCUUCUUCCUGGAUUGUUUUCCCAAAGUGCUUCACUCCUGAUUGCCUAAUUCAAUCUUUUCUUGUGCGAUGGACAAACAGAAACGGUUGAAUUAGAAAGCACCUUGUCAUCACACUGUUGAAAAUACUUGAAGAGAAUACAAAAGUAUUUUAUGUCCAAAGACCAUUGUGAGCCGUGUACGAGGGUGAUUGUAAAAUGUGAACUUUUUGACCUGAUACUCAGUCGAGGAAAACCAAAUAUUUACCAGGUCGACUUUUCACUAAAGUGCUUCACCUUAAGUGCAGACAGGAAGUCCAUGUGCUGCUGGGUUUCCUCUGCAUGGUCCGCUGAUAAACAUGUUUGAGGUUUAGACAAAUCAUUGUCUAAGGACAUAAAGAUGAUUCAUUAUUGCACAAUAUUAUGUGUGCUGAAUGCAAAAGUGUGCCUAAAUGUCCUGGUGUAUGACACUAUGCCACAGAUGUAUGUGUGCCAUCUUUCAAAUUCAGAUGGAUAUGAAAACAUACAUUUCAUUGGAUUGUUUUCCUUUUUGAAUGUUUUUUGUUACACAAAAACCUCCACUUGACAUCUGUACAAAUAUUUUUGUAGCGUUGUAUAAAAGUGUAGAGGUCAUGAUGUUCCUCAGCGUCUUGGAGAGUUGCUUACACAGUAGAGAAGCCUGUUAUAUCUGAAACAGUCAGGAAAAUUUUAUAAAGACAUCAUCUUUAUAAAACAUGCUCAUAUCUGAAUACAUUGCCUUGUAGUAAAAUUCUUUUCAUUCAUUUUUUUUUAAAUCUUUAAUUCUAUGUGAUGUCAUUUAAAUUAGGCAUAUGGGCCUAAUACAACAAAACGCUCCACCAAUGAGAAGCUGUUUCUGAAGAAAAUGUUGGAUUGGACAAGAAAAGUUACCGUUUUGAUCAAUCGUCUGAAUGUUCAGUCUUUAUUUUGCACUUAAAGCUGGAAGAUCUACUUGAACACUUAUUCGUGUUUGUUCAGAAGCUUUAUGUCUUCAAAUAGUUUGUUUUGACUGAUCACAGCUCGCCUCUUAUGACAUUUUAAUGAAUGAAUUUGUAACUCAUGGCAGUGUUGUUUUAUUUUUCUUUCAGCUGUUCUGUGUUCAUCUUCAGUAUUACUCUGCAGAGAUGCGGUGUUGAUGCUGGGCUGAUCAUGGUUAGCAGCGUGUAAUCUAGGUGCCGCUUUUGCUGUUUUCCAUUUCUUUUUCAUUUCUUGUCAGAAAUACAUAUCAGACUUCAUGAGAAAUUAUGAGAAUGCAUGUUUAGUCAAGGGCUUUUUUAAGGCAAUACAUCAGUUGCAUAGUUUCAGAAUAUCAGAGGUUGUAUUUUAGCAAUACUUCUGCACCGCAACAAUGUGAAGGAGAGGGGUGAGCGAAGUUUUAAUAAAAAAACGGCAUAAUUAAUAAUAAGGUCACAUUGUCUAACUUUGGUCUUCAUAUAGAAGAAAGAUGCAUCAUCCGAUUUUUCAUGUUUUGUAUUGAAUGUGCCAAAUUCUGUUCAUCUUAAUCGUUUUGUUGAUCAUAUUUUGACAUUGCAUCACGGUAUCACGUUGUAACACUUCAAAGACAAUGAUAGAUUUUGUUGGGCUACAUUUAUUUCAGAUGAAUGAAUCUGAUGAGUUUGAUUCUUGGGUUUCUUGUGAAAUGUGUGUGUGCUGUAUGCAGAUAGCAUCUCAUUGUCUAUCUGAGAUGUACUGGACUUGAUUAGUCCUGUUAGUCCUCCAUACUCAAUUAAAAUCAACGUUUUAUA